Messenger RNA from Scylla paramamosain (green mud crab), 5291 nucleotides. RefSeq lists its product as uncharacterized. The record is from RefSeq and is a predicted model, not a curated record. The coding region runs from base 632 to 1879 and encodes 415 amino acids. The transcript is spliced from 2 exons. Lineage: Eukaryota; Metazoa; Arthropoda; Malacostraca; Decapoda; Portunidae.
UGGAAAAGAUGGCAACGUUCACUAGAGCUCAAUGCUGCGUGGUGGGCGGCGCCGCGAGGGGCGAGACACCAAGUGUAGUCUGCUAGCAGUGGUGGAGUGUUAUGCCCGCCGCUCUCCUCCACGUGCAUUGACUUGCCGAUGUCUCUCCCUCUGUUGUGACGUGAUUUACCCUCAAUCAAGAGUGCGUUACAGUGUUGUGGUGAAAUAUAUACUGUACAGCUACAUCGUGAAACUUGUAUGAUCAUGUGAUGUGGGUAUAAACGUGAUAACGUGAAUGUGGUGGUUAAUCAGGUGGGGCACAUAUGUAAACGUGAAACUUGUGUGGACGUGUGGUGGUGUGGUGAGGCAGCCUGUGGACUUGGACAGAUUGUGGUCGGCGCUGCAUCAAUAAUGUGAUACAAUGAAAUUAUGUACUCUUCUUCCCAGUGUCUUAUAUUUGAUGAUGUGAGUGAUUACCAACAAUAUUUGUUGUUUAUGUGAAUAAUGCUUGCCCCAUGCUAAAGUUCUGUGCGUGAAUCUCUGUCACCUUACCGUGAACUAUGAGUGCGUUGUGGAAGCACUGGCAUUGUUACAACGACGCCACGAAGAAAAGAACCUGCAUGAAGGCUUUCCUGGCCGUAAAGUUCAGUGCAUGAAGGAAGGGUUGGUGCCGAGACUUGGCGCAGUACUUCAGAAAGGUGGAGAUUGCAGGGCAGUCCUUGGUGUCACGGCCGGCAUGAAAGUGCUGGCGGUCACUUUAGGCAGGUCAUCUCGGCCUCGCCACGAUGACCACUUCCACCACGCCACCCGCAAAGAAGACUCCAGAGGCCUCAUCGACGAACGCUCCUCCAAGGCAAACGAAGGUAUGGUGGGUCAGAGGUCCGGUGGGAAAAACUCCGUCUCGAGGUGCAGGCAGGACUAUUCUGAUCAAGCUGAUGACGGCAGGGAGGCGGAGUCUAGCCGGGGCCUGAUAUGCGCCCCCCAAAACGAGGCCAAAUCCGCCAGGGUGAUAAGGGUCCCGCGGGAGACAAUGAGUGCCCACCGGAGUAAGCUCGUCAGGAACUCGUCUAUUAACAAGUGGAGGGCAAAGUUCAGGCGGCAGCCCCUGACCUCAGAGACCGCAACAGAAACGGACACGGAACAAUUACUUGAUGAGACGGAGAAUAAUGUGAAGACACCUCCCAAACCAGAGAGAAGAGGCCGUGACGCUUGCUCGCCCAAGGAGAAAACAAAAGGCCGCAGCGCACCGCCAUCAGAUAGUGACAACAACAGUAACAAGCGGGACAAGACUAUCAACUACAUAAAUAUGGCGAAGAAUAAAAACAAUAUAAUAUUAUCCAAUAAUAAAACCGGCACUAGUGUAAGGCAGGAGGCGGCGGAGUGGGAGCAUCGGGAGUGUAGUAACUCAAGCAGCAAGCUUCAACAGGAGUGGUCCAGUGUGCCGCCUCCGAGGUGUGUGACGCCCCACCGCGUGCAGCUCAGAGGAGAGUUUAUUCCCUGGGUGGGCCCCAUUAGCCAAAGAGACAGCGACAGUCCCAGGUAUUUGCCCAUGAGUGGGGGACAUGCUUCCUCGGCCCUCAGCACCCCACAGCCGGCGGGUGGCAGCUCCGCCUCGUGCCAAAGACCGUUGUCAUCCGCAGCAAGUCUCUCCCGAGAAACACCACAAGGACACAUGAGCUCCUGGCCUCGACCCUCCAGGGCCGGCGGGCGGCGCGGUGUGGAGGGCGUUUACAAGGUCCCGUCGGAGCUGUGUCCCAGAGCCGUGUGUCCGCCCAGCCCAGCGAGUGACCUUGUCCGGUCGAACACAGCCUCCGGUUCUAACUCUCAUUUUGGUACAUUCCCACGCAGAAGACUCUCCCAGAAAGGUAAGCAAGCACUCUCUGCACAUUGUUUCAAUUAACUGUAAUUAGUUAUAAUGAUGCAUGCGACACAUUACCCGCUUUGAUGAUAUUGGGUGUCGCUUUGAAAUACUGUAAUCACUAAGACGGACGGUGUUUACUUCUGAAUGCAAUUAUGGAGCGCCGUGCCACGCAGGUCACAACCGCUUGUGUCCAUUGUUGCCAGCAUGUGCCGCGCUUGCUCCCCCCUGGACCAGCAGCACGAGCUGUGGGGUCCAGCCUUGUGGCCUGCUGCUGCUGCUGCUAUUUUUUUCUUUUAUCUUCUUUGUGUGUGUGUGUGUGUGUGUGUGUGUGUGUGUGUGUGUGUGUGUGUGUGUGUGUGUGUGAGAGAGAGAGAGAGAGAGAGAGAGAGAGAGAGAGAGAGAGAGAGAGAGAGAGAGAGAGAGAGAGAGAGAGAGAGAAUGUUAAUGGGGAACAGGCUAUUGUUUCCUGCCUGUUAAGACAUUCUUCAGUCACGUGCUGACUGAGCUGAGUUAAAACACUCAGUAAGUGUUUUACGCCUUGACAGUUAUUGACCUUUCGUGAACUCAUCGCAUUCUCAUUUUGCUCGUGUGUGUUGUUCCCAAGGCUGAGCAAAGCGUGAAGGCGCUCAGCACAUGUAAGCCUCUGCUCAAUGAGGGACGAAUGCAGCUCCCGUUGUUAGAUCAGGUAACCUGCUUCUGCCUCGGUGAUUAUAAUUCCUGGGUAAUAUAUUAAGCAAAGAGUUCCUGUAUCCAGACCCCAACGUGCCUCCCACACUUGGCUGUCAGGCUGUGGCGUCGGCUGCUUGUAUAUGGCCUUACUUGGUUCUGGACCCAGCGCGGUAUAAAUUAGGGUCUUCAGAAUACACCAGAGCGCACCAUCAGCUUAUUAUGCAAACACAUGUGAGAAUACGUGUAUUCCUUGAUAGGCACUUGUUGUCUGAUAUCAUGGAGAUCCGAGUGGAGUCCUGUGUGUGUUGAGACGGUGGAUAGAAUCUAUCGUCCAGUAAUGACGAAUAUACUGCAGGAAGGGACGGCCCUGCCCGUCACUUGAUGUUAUGAAGCAAGGCCUGACAGUUUAUUCUGCCUUCGUUCGGAACAGCGGGGGAUGGGUAGCCCUGUAAACCUUUCCUUGAAAUACUUGAAGGAAAAAAAUUACAAAAUCAUCAGUUUGGUAUAUUACCUUUCAACAUUAGAAACGAUGACCAUUCAUUGACGGCGCUGCUCGAUGUGUAGUGUUGCUUCCUUUGAGGUGAUAUUCCCUCAUCACCCGCGCCAUCCUUCCAGUCUUUGGCGGCGGAUCACGUCAGGAGCCUCUUUGUUGACUGAACUUGUUGCUUAACAGUGUUCCUAUUAAGUUUAAGAUUUGCAUCUUGCUAUUUUACAAGACCACAAAACUGCUCGCCUAGUUACUUGGGACGUUUGGAGCCGCAUCCCUGUGCCUGUAGGGCCCGCGUCCUGUGCGUGUGACAUUGUCGCGGCGUGUGUGGUUGCGUUGUCUCACCCGGCAACACGGCGAAGGAACAGAGAUGCCCUGCCCAGUAAAGUGCUUACCGGCAACUCUCAUUAUUAAGUGCUUCAUGUCCACUCCACAACACGUCCGGCCAGUAACUCGGGGCUCGGACCAUCACACCCUCUCCCCCCUCGGAGCCUCUCCCUCUGUAACAGUCUGUUUCAUAAUGCAUUUUACCCUACUCAUCUAUUCCUUCUCCUCGCAGCGCCACCAGAAUCAAACAAGGAUCCUGGAAACCCAGCGCAGAGCAUCGUUAACGUUUUGAGUGCAGGUCAGAAGAAUUCCAGGCGUCAGAGGAGGAGGCCAGGGACGAAUAUGAAACUGUUUUUUUUUUUUUUUCGCGGAGUUGGUUUUGCGUUGUGGCCGAGGAGUGGCGACGAGGCGGGUGGGAGGUGCCGCGGGUAUGAGCGUCUCAGGGGAGCCAGCAAGAGUCAGCUUUAAUGGGCUGCCUCCGAUAUACGGCCGCGUCAACCUCGUAAGUCCGGGGAUGAUCGGUCCACUUCUGCCUUGAUUCCGCCUCCAGGCCUGGCCACUCCGCCAGUAUGUUUAUAAUUAUAGCAAGCUGAGCCACACGUUUUCACUAGCUCACACACACACACACACACACACACACACACACACACACACACACACACACACACACACACACACACACACACACACACACACACUUUAUCCUGAGUACCAGAGAACAUAGCUGUGUGAAUCAUUCAGGCCAGGGGUUACAAAACAUACUUCCUGAGUAUGAAUUUGACAGGAAAAAUAAAAUUUUAACAUCCAGGGCAAAUUCUGUUACUUAAAUAAUUUGUUGUUGUUAUCUAUAUUAGAAAGCGGAAAUUAACUUUGUAAAAUGUCAAAAUGUUUGUGGAAUUUCCAAGGACUUUGGUGUGCUUCUUAUGAAACAGUACUACUUAUUUCCGUAGAGUUGCAGCCGAGCAUCGUAGUCCAGCCCCAAACCACCUGCACCUUCCGCCCGGGGCAUUCAUUGCCGCAGGUCACUUGCUUGUUGCCCGGAAACACUCCAUCACCUGGUGACUCUGAAAAUGUCGUCUUAACACUCAAGCUUCGUCUCUUAUCUCGCCUCGCUGGAACAGAUGCUGUCUAGACAAUGUUAGUGUGUGCUCACCUGCUUCCUGCACAAGUUAGUUAUGUAGCUACUGUUCCUGUGAUUUGGUAUCGAUAUGCCGUUAGGGAACACAGGUGCUGUCUCACCAGACGCUCAUCCCCAGGUCCCUUGCUUUCUUACAUCAAUAACCUGAAGGCGGACUAUAACUCAUUUGGUGGACAUUCCGUCAACUCGUGGCAGCUUAUUUGUUUUUCAAAGCGCUGAGAACAAUGAUUCAAAAUUGCUACAGAUAAGAUCCAAAUAGACGGAUAGGUAGAGUGAUAAGAUCAAGUUUUAUUGAGUAAGAGUGAAUGGAAACCUCGAAUGAAGCCUCCGACAAAAAGUAAAAAUAAAACAUCUCGAAAAUUCAGGAGCUUAAAAUCACUUCAUACAAAAGGAGAGAUUUGCUUCGAGAGUGACUAUUAAUGGUGGACCGUCAAGUAGCCCGGCCUUGCUCAGUGCUGCAAGCUAGAAAGUGAAGACAGAAAGAGAUAUUUAGUAUAUUCCCGGGAGGAGUCUGAAUACGGGAACUGAAGUGUGUGUGGAAGCUGUGCUGUGGUGGCCUGCUGCAGGUGGAGGUUGAAGAAUAGGCAUCAGGAAGGAGGGAUAGAGAAACGACACGAGUCCUUGCUGCAUAGUACUUCAAGACUGCAAAGCUUUAUGUUGCACACACACACACACACACACACACACACACACACACACACACACACACACACACACACACACACACACACACACACACACACUGAUGAGAGUGGCAGUCAGGAAGGGUGCCAAAACAGCGACGAGACUCACAGCAAUUCAAGGAGAUCUGACCUAAUGAAAGAAGUACA